AUGCCGCGCGCCAAAUACAGCGCCUUCAUCGAGCUGUCCGAUUCGGAGGACGCAUACGACUUCCCGCCGCCGACGUCGUCCCAGUCUUCCGCCGUCAUCGACAUUCCCGACAGCGACGACGACGACGACGAGCCCGCGUGGCCAGCUUCGUCGCAGGCAUCGAGUGUGCCACUUGACAUUGAGGACAGCGACGACGAGCUGCCGCCCGCGGCUGCGAUGGCGUCGGCCGCACUCGCCAAAGCCCGCGCCAAGGGCAAGCGGAAACGUGACGCUGACUAUGACGACGAGAGCGAAAGUUCGGAGCAUGAACUGGAAGCGUCCCCGCCAAAGACGAGGAAGACGCGGGCUGAGCCAGCAUCGCGUUCCGCACAAAAGGAACUGAAAGCGCAGGAGAAACAGCGCGAGAAGGAGCUCAAAGCUGCGCAGCGGGCCGCCGACAAGCAUGCAAAGGCUAAUCUCAAGGCUGCAGCUCAGCAGCAAAAAAAGACUUACAAGGACGCGAACAAGCUCGUCAGCGACAAAAGGAAGACGCUCAAGGACAUGGAGAUCGUGUUCCCCGCCGUCUUUGCAGAGGCAGACAAACGGGCGCUGUUCACCGAGUUCAAGAAGCGCGUGGACGGGUACGAAAUGGUGGUCUCCCUCGCCAAUAGCCGGGAGGUCCGCGGGCUAGACGUGUUUACUUGGAACCGCACGAAGCGGGCAGAGUACGAUGUGGCGGCAAGAGAGUGGAUGCCGGUGGAGGAGUAUGUUGCGAGAGAGGGCACGGUCGCGGUCUACAUCGAGGCGGCCAAGCUCAUGGAGAUGUUGCGCGCGAAGCAGGGGUCCAGCACGGCCCUGCAGCUGAGGACGGUGUUUAAAGAUUCGCGGCUUCAGAUUUUCUUCGUCGUCUAUGGGAUGAAGGCUUUUGUCGGGAGGGGCGUGACACAGGCUGUGCGCAUCAAAGACGAAGUCGAAUGCGCGGUCGCGUCGUUUCAAAUGGCAGAGGGCGUGCAUUUUGUCUAUGUCGAGACCGUCGCGGAGGCUGUCGAGCGGCUGUAUGAUUUGAGCGCUGACUUGGGGAUCAAGCCACACAAACUGAUUGAGCGGUCGCAUCUGCGGUUCUGCUCGAACACGGACCAGCGCUCGGGAAAGUCGCCAAUGGAUACGUGGCGGCUGAUGAUCGAGCAGGUCCAUCGGAUGACCGAGUCUGGCGCGGAGGGCAUCGUUGAGCAGUUCCCCACCCCACGGUCGCUGUUUGAGGCGUAUGAACGCGCGGCCAACCAACCGGCGCGGGAUAACAUGGUUGCGGACUGCGCGGUCGAGCGGCGCAAGGACGGCCAGCAGCGGGUGAGGAAUAACCGCAUUGGGAAUGCGCUGUCUUCUGUGGUGGGGACGGUGUUGUGGGAUCGCGACCCGCUUACGCUGGUCAAUAAGGCGAAUCCUUAA
Molecule: messenger RNA, 1425 nt
Organism: Mycena indigotica
Lineage: Eukaryota; Fungi; Basidiomycota; Agaricomycetes; Agaricales; Mycenaceae
Product: ERCC4 domain-containing protein
Exons: 7
Coding region: 1-1425 (474 amino acids)
Biological process (GO): double-strand break repair; replication fork processing; mitotic intra-S DNA damage checkpoint signaling
Cellular component (GO): Holliday junction resolvase complex; nucleus
Source: RefSeq, a predicted model, not a curated record